AUGGCAUUAAAACAAAAUUUGGCAUAUGAUCAAAAAUUAGACAAAGUGGUUGGGUAUGUAGAUUUAGGACCAAUUCCUGUAAGUGAUCCAGAAAAAUUAGCUUCCGUAGCCCUCGUGUUUCAAAUAGUGUCUUACGGUAUACGUUUUAAGUGUCCAAUUGCAUAUUUUUUUAUUGCAAAUAACUUGUCUGGGGAACUGCUUUCCGAAUUAAUAAAAACCACUGUAAUUCUACUUGACGAAAUUGGUGUCACCGUAAGAUCUUUGACUUGUGAUGGUGCAGCAUCCAAUGUAAAGGCUUAUGAAUAUUAA
Molecule: messenger RNA, 309 nt
Organism: Parnassius apollo (apollo)
Lineage: Eukaryota; Metazoa; Arthropoda; Insecta; Lepidoptera; Papilionidae
Source: the annotation of a GenBank genome assembly